AUGGCGGAUGGCAAUAGCCACCCAUUCAAUAAUGAUGUUAUUGCUAGUGAAACUAUAAUUCAAUUACAAAAGCAACUAGUUCAACAUCAGCAAUUGUCUUCUAAACAUAAAGAUCUUCUUGAUCUUCUUUCCUCUAAUCGCACCAGCAACCAUUUUCUAAACACGACUGAUCCGUCGAUCAAUGUCUCGUCUCAAACCAUCACCGACGAUGAUUUCACUCGUUUGAAAUCUCUCAUCCGGUCGACAAUUUGGCCUAUCGAUCAUUCGAUUCGUCGACAAAUAUGGAUGAAUGUUUUAACAUUCAAUCGAGUAAACUCCUCCAAAGCACAUUUUCAUGGGCCGAUUUCCACGUCGUCCAUCACAAUUGAUCAUAGUUCCUAUUCUCUUUCGUCAAAAUCCAAUCAAUGGCCAACAUUUGUCGAUACGUCAAAUCUGUGUUUUUAUCAUUUAACUGAGCCAACUGGACGUUUAUUAUUACAACGACUUUUGUUCACAUUUGCUUUACACCAUCCUGAUUUAACCUAUUGUCCAGCCUUACAACCUAUUUCUUGUUUACUUUUACAUUAUUUCAAUGAACAUCAAGUUUUAUACUUAAUUAACCGUUUAUUAGCGAAACAUUGGCUUUGUGGAGAAACACGUUUACAAUGGGAAGCCAAUUGUCAAGUUUUUAAGAAGCUAUUGAAAACAUAUUAUAAAUCAACAGCAGAUACGAUUGAUUUACGAUAUUCGAACAGUAAAGGAUUUUAUCAUGACUGGUUUUGGUGGAUAUUUCGUUACUUACCAUUUCAUUAUCUUGUCAAAAUUGUCGAUUGUUUCUUCCUCGAAGGUCCAAAAAUUCUCUAUCGAGUUGCUUUAACACUCGUACAUCUAUAUAUAAAAACGGUUAAACAUGAAGCCAAUGGAAAUAUUCGAAAUAUGGCGGAAUUUUGUCAGCAAAUUCCUAUUUCCAUCGAGCAACUAUUACGCUCUGCAUUUCAAAUUCGAAAUUUAAAACGAACUACUAUUGACCAAUUGAUAGAUCAUGAAGAGAAAUCACUCCAUAGUUCUCGUUAUUACUCACGAUCGGAUGAGAAUGAUCAAUCAGCAACUUUAACAGCUACCAAUCCUAAUUAUAUCAAUAGUAAUGCCAAUAAUAAUAAUAAUAAUAAUAAUAAUAAUAAUAAUAAUGGAAAUUUGAAUGAUUAUCAAUCGAAAUUCGUCAAUCCACAACAUCUUACAAGAAUACCAAAGACGUCUGUACUUGAUCAUCAACAAUUUAUUGCUUUAUGGAAUUGGUUACCAGCGCGAUUAAGUCUUUCUCAACCGAAUCUGAUCUUUACAACUGAAGAACACGGAUUUCGUCUUCAAAGUUUACUGGAUAAACUUGAUGAAGUGGAAUAUUCAAUUUUAGUUAUCAGAACAACAGAUGGCGAAAUAUUCGGCGCAUUCUGUGCAGGUACAUGGUCCGAUCGUCACAGUAAAACAUAUUUCGGCUUCGGUGAAUCAUUUCUGUUCACACUUGUGCCGAAACAAAUCAAAUAUCCUUGGGUUGGUCAACAACACGAGAACGAAAACCGACAACAUCAGAUCAAACGCGAACUAUUUCUCUUCGUUAACCACGAGAAGUUAAUCAUCGGUGGAGGAAAUGGUGAUGGCUUAUGCAUCGAUUCUUCAUUAUGCGAUGGUCGUACCGCGCAUUGUGAAACAUUUAAUAAUGAUCCACUUUGUUCAUCACCUUAUUUUUCUAUCGCUGUUCUUGAAAUGAUUACAUUUGAUUUUUCUUCAUCCUAG
This is a messenger RNA of Adineta ricciae, 1770 nucleotides long. Lineage: Eukaryota; Metazoa; Rotifera; Eurotatoria; Adinetida; Adinetidae. The record is from the annotation of a GenBank genome assembly.